UUGCUCCAUAAUUUGAUUUUUAUUUUUAUCUUCAAUUUGUCGUAAAAUAUUAUUAAUCAUUAAUAAAGUUAAAUAAUAACUGCUGACCUACUAAAUAACCAAGGCAUCAUGCAAACCUAGUAUUAUUGGAAAUGUAAAAUCGUGAGUACUCAUGCAUGCGAUGUUUCGCAACAAUUGCAGCUUCAUUUUUCCCUCGACAAGCAUAUAAUAUGUGAAUAUUCUUUCAUCGCAAAUAUUAAAAAUAACAAUACAAAGAUCCGCAUUCAUAGCUUUGUGUUUAUUAUAAUGACAAAGGGAAAAGGACUUCAUUCUGUAGUGUACCUUUUUUCCUGAUUAUUAUAAAUUGAAGUACAGAAUGAAUGGGUUAAUGCAGGGCUUUGAAAAAUAUACGAAUCCUGUUUAAUUAAAUUGAUAGAGAUGUUCAAAGUAACAAUAUCUCUUUAGAAUUCAACUGAAUAUUGAGUUAAGUAAUGUUUGCACGUAGCCUUAGAGAUUUCUCUUUGGUUUCACUUUAUGGAGAUUGGUUCGUUCAGAUAUUAGCUUUUGCUAUGCACUUCUAAAAUAUUCUUUAAGAAAUUAAAAAAAUUAUAAAACAGCAAUCAAAGGGCGAAAUUAUAUUCCUUUUCAAAAUUAAAAUAAAACUUAUGGAACAUUGGGUUAAAUAAUAAAUAAAACAUCCAUCAUCUUAAUUUAUUAAGAAAUAAAUGUCUUUUUUUAAAAAGUAUUUUCCUGUAGCAAGUUCGUAACAAUGUGUACAUUAAAAACCAAUCAAACAGUACUGAUACUAUCAGCAAACACAGCUGGCACGAAAUUUCACGCAAACACAGAUUCGAAGUAAACGUUCGAUCAACGUUGCAAAGCAACUGCAUGAAUACACGAUUGUUCGUAAGCGAAUGUAAAAAAAAAAAUACGUGUAUAACCGUUAGCGUACGUUAAACUGUUUCUCUAUUCACGACAAUUCAACUCACGUGCAGCGUACAGUGAAUGACUUAGUAGACAAGUUGUGUGCAACCCACGCAUGGAAGACUCCUCAGACUUUCACCCAUCUUACUUGGACGACCCACCUGGAUUUCUUUGCUUGCACAUCAUUUCUAAAACGCCUCUUCUAUUAUUAUGUAAUUGAUUCGUUCAUUGUUAUUGAGAAACAGAAAUGAAAGAAACACUUGUAAUUUUCCUAAGCGUUCUCUUCGCGAGGACGCUCGGUCUGCCAGGAGGAGCACCACCGGACUCCUGCGAGGAUCUAACACCUCGUCAUCCUGGGACCUCGAAGCAGAACGCUCACCCAGCUCCUUAUCAAGUUUUACCAGCUGCGGGACAGGGUAGAGUCCGUUUGAUUUUAGGAAGUCCUCAUGGUCUUGCCUACGAGGGUUUCAUGAUAGUCGCACGUGACGCGGAUACCGGUGAAUUUGUUGGCGAGUUUGCAAACUUGCCCGACUCGGCGAGGACCAUCGAGUGCACGCAAGGUGUAAAAAAUGCUGUGACUCACACGAAUACCAGUAAGAAGCAUAACCUCGAGUUUGAUUGGGAGGCACCUGUGGAUUAUGAGGGUACCAUAGUUUUCAAGUCCACGUUCGCACAGGAUUACAGCACGUACUGGGUCGGUGUCGAAUCGCCAAGAGUUAACGUUCGCAAGCGAUCCAUCGACGUGUUGACCUCGUCUACGCCGAUCACCACGUUACGAACAAGCACACCGCCCUAUUACAGCCCGACCGUCGAUUACGAGCCGAUCAAUGCGGAGGAUCCUUUGUACACCGGAUGUGGCACAACGAAGAAUUGUUUUGGCACACCGGAGAAAUGUGUGGACACGAAAAAUUGUGUCGCAGUGGUCGCAAUUCUCGUUCGUGGCGAACGAUAUCUCUUCGAGCUUCAAGCAAGCGGCAGUAAAUAUGUCGCUGUUGGUUUAUCGGAUGACAGCAAAAUGGGUGACGACAGCGUGGUAGAAUGCACGAACGAAGAAGGAGAAAUUGGAUUGCAUAUGUCUUGGAACUCUGGAAAGACUAAUAUACGGCAACCCAUGCAAGAAGGUGCUGUUCAAAUGGAGUCCAGUUCUAUCAAGGAUGACGUGAUUUCCUGUAAAUUCUGGCGAGAGAAGACCACGGUUAUUCAGGGUCGCGAAUUCGACCUAGUCAAUAAACCGUACAAUCUUCUUUUAGCUGCGGGCAAAGCUUUAAGGAAUAAUGGCGUUGGUUUCCAUGAUGUAGCUCACGCCGCGACUGGUGGUGCAAAAUUAUUAGCCGACGUUGGAGCUUUCUCAACAGCCAGCAACAUCCUAAUUCGUGUACACGGCGCCUUGAUGUUGGCGUCGUGGAUCGGUACAGCGUCCAUCGGUAUCCUUCUCGCUAGAUACUACAGGCAAACAUGGGUUGGCUCACAAUUAUGUGGAAAGGAUCAAUGGUUCGCUUGGCACAGAUUCUUUAUGAUACUAACGUGGUCGAUGACGAUCGCUGCGUUCGUGAUAAUAUUCGUCGAAUUGGGUGAAUGGAGUUCCGAGGUGAUACACGCGUCCCUUGGAUUAGCCACGACGAUCUUAGCUUUUGUUCAACCGUUUAUGGCAGCCUUGAGACCUCAUCCUGGAGCACCGCGAAGACCUCUUUUCAAUUGGGCACACUGGUUCGUUGGAAAUGCAGCGCAGAUUUGCGGCAUAAUCGCAAUUUUCUUCGCGGUCCGGUUGAAUAAGGCCAAACUCCCGGAAUGGGUCGACUGGAUUCUGGUCGCCUACGUUGUAUUCCAUAUCCUCACUCAUCUUGUACUCACGUUUGUCGGUUGUGCGUCUGAUAGACAAGCUAGUCAGAGGGUGAAUUCAUUUCCAAUGAAAGACAUGCAUUCACGAGGUUCAAUGGUCCAUCCGGAUGCAAGACAGGAUGCACCCCACGCUGGAAUCAGGAAAUCCAUCUUCGGCAUCUAUUUCGUGGUGAUUGUCUUAUUCACUGCGGCUCUCAUUGUUAUCACUGUAUUGGCACCGAUAGAGGACACGUGGGUCACUUUUACGAAUACCAUAAAAAGUUAUUAAGCUCUUCGAAAUCUAUGGGAUUUUUCAAUCGUUCAACACCUCUGUCAUACGACGAAUUAUUAUCGUCGCGAUAAAGUUUGGAACUGUUUCGCACACGGUACGGUAGGUAUAUUCUCAAGUGACUGUUUAUAUGUAAAUGAGUCUUCAAUCGACGCAAGUGAUGGUUUACAGGAAACCAUGGUUAAAACGUGAAUUGUACGACAAUAUCGUUUGACGUAUCAAAGUUUGGAUAACAGUUUGGAACUGUCGAUAAUAGAAAUCGAAACGAACGGUAUUAUCGUAUAAUAAACGGCGACAAACAUAAGACAUUGGUUUCAUCAUUUUCUUCCUUUACAGCUGGUUGCUUUAUAUUGGAUUGGUCCAUCGUUUCUAAUGUGAAAACUUAAGAUUUUUUUACAAUAUAGCUAACCUGAGUACAAUAGGUAAUGUGAGAAAUAGUUCAUAGUAAAACGGUUCAUUUUAUAGAUCAACCUAACGUGUACUCAUAUUUUUAAAGAUUUUGCUGUUGUUAGACUGACUUUAAUCGUUUUUAAUUCGAAUAGACGAAUUACAAAUGUACAAACACACGUCCAGAACAGGAUUACGACUUAACCACGAGAUAUAUAUUAUACAUUUACAAACAUAAGGAAGGCAUUAAUUUGUUCUAUAGUGCUUGUUGUUAGAAUCCUUUCAUUUUUCUAAGGUGCUCUUACAUUUAAAUCCACAUUUCUUUCCAAUAAGAUAUACGCUGAAUUUCUAUUUAUGAUAUAACGUUUACAGUAUUAGCUUUUAUAACGUAUUUUUGAUUUUUACGAUUGUUUUAAGAUUUAUUUUGUAUUACCAAUAGGUGUUUCUUCUAUAUAUGAAUGCGAACAGGAGUUUGCACAAGUAUUAAGAACUGCGCUUAAUUAACCGGUAUAAUUAUGUUUUUUCCAUAUGUUAUUGUUAAUGAAUAAAACAGAAUCGCACAUUUGCGCAGAGGAGAUAAUAUAAUUCAGUGAGACUAUUUUUUUAAUUUAAAUUUGCGCAUAAACGGAAUAUGAAUUAUAAUACUGUAUGUAUUUGGAUAUAUACAAAAAUAUCACUGUGACAAUUUUUCUUAUGGCCUGUAAUAAUUUGUUUCCUUUUUCUAUUCCAUUAGAGGAGGCUGGAAUUACUUUUUCAAUAAUUUUGAGAAUGCACGAAUCACGAAUUUCCAAAAUUAGUACAAUUUGUGGAUCAAGCAUAAGAAAGAAUUUUCUACUGUAGCUAUAAUAAUUUUGUACACGCCUCAGAUUUUCCUGGUUCAGAGCUUUCUAUAGCAACGGAUUAUCCGUUUAUCGUUAAGGCCCUAUAGAGAAUGAAGCGAUGGUUGAACUCGAUUAACUGCAAGAGGCCGUUGUUAAUCGGUUUAAGCGGUAUUUGAAUUAACUUAAAGGAUAAGUGAAAGUCGGGGACCGAGCGAGCUACCGGUAUUUAUUUCUUUUAAGUGAAAAUCGUUCGAGCCCUCGUCGCCUUUUUAAAUUGAAAAUUUCAUUCCAUUUCAAUGAUCCUGGUCGGACUUUAUUUUCCUUCGUAUUUCGUUAACCAACUGUGAAUUUCAAAUUUAAGUUCCCUUAUUAAUACGCUUUAUUGUCGCGUGUAUUAUGAUACACUUAAACAGAUACGACUGGAAUAAAUUACAUUAUGUACAACCAAAUGAGUUAUACGUAUUCUGUACACGAGGUAGCAAAAUUAUUUUUCGAUAAUUAAAUUUCUACAUCAAA
Messenger RNA from Osmia lignaria (orchard mason bee), 4734 nucleotides. Its product is annotated as putative ferric-chelate reductase 1 homolog. The record is from RefSeq and is a predicted model, not a curated record. Gene Ontology annotation, cellular component: membrane. Lineage: Eukaryota; Metazoa; Arthropoda; Insecta; Hymenoptera; Megachilidae.